UAUUUGGAGUUUUUUUUUGGUUUUAGAAAAGGGUUUGUAGAUCGAAUGGCGGUUACAGAUGAAUCAUUGCAAUAUGAAGGGUCAGAUAAAGCACAACAAGAUAGAAAAAUGAGUUAUUAUCAGACAGUACAAAGUGUUUCUACAAGACAAGAUGAUAUAUCUCAAUCACGAUUAUUUAAUGGAUAUUCAUUGAGUAAUAAUAAUGAUAUAAAAGAAUUACCACUUCUUCGAUCAUAUUCUUCGCCAGUGAUAUGGGCGAAUAAUAUAGGAAAAACACAAAUAUCGGCAACGCAGUCGUCAACACAAGCAUCUACGCCGGUGCCGGUAUCGUCUCCAGAACAUAAUUUUUCGAGACGUUUUCCUUUUCAAUAUGCACAGACAAAUUCCCAACAAACGGCUUUACAUAAUGAUGCAACAUUUCCUGAUCGAUUAAAAGAUUCGAAUUAUACAUUUUCUCAGCAAACAAUACCAUUUGUAUCAUCAAAUACGAUUGGAUCAUCAAGUUUUCAAGGUUCAGUAGUAUCACCAUCGUAUUCUUAUUAUCAUUCAACGACUCAACCUAUGCAGUAUGAUAAUUAUGGAUAUGCUUUUUGGCGACCAAUAUCAGAAGGAAAAGAAAGAGUUAUUAAUAAAUGGUUAAAUAAUUCGGAUACAAACAAUUCAUCACAAAAUUCGAAUGUUUCUACUACAUUUAUGCCAUCAGGCGUUUCUACAGUUAAUACUUCGGAUAAUUUACAAGAAAAUUCUUUUCAGGAACAUACAAUAACUAAUUUGAAAAAUACUGCACGAACAGAAGAUGGCGUAGUUCCUUCUGCUAUUGUUGUUAAAAAUAUACCUUUUCAAAUAAAAAAGGAGCAGCUUCUUGAACUUUUUGAUACACUUGAUAUUCCUAAACCAUAUGCAUUCAAUUAUCAUUUUGAUAAUGGGAAUUUCAGAGGUCUUGCUUUUGCUAAUUUUUAUACACCAGAGGAGACAACACGUGUUCUCCUUUCGCUUAACGGACAUGAUAUUAUGGGCAGGAAACUUCGUGUUGAAUAUAAACGUAUUUUACCCAUAGCAGAUCGUGAAAAAGCGAAUCGUGAGAAAAAGGAAAAACGAAAUCAAUAUGAGGAACAGCAUAAUUCAUCCAAUCCUGGAUUUUUCAAAGGAAAAAGAAAGUCCAAAGAUAUUGAUCUUAAUGAUGAAACUACUUUAAAAAUUUACUCUCGUUUAUUGCUUUUCCGCAAUGAUCAGAGCCCUAAUGCUCCUAAUGACUUGAUUUUUCCUCUUGAUAUAAGUCCUCAACAACGUCGUAUUAUUCAUCAUAUUGCAGAAAAAUUGGGACUCAAAUGCACUUCUCAUGAUGAGAAUGAUGCUAAAUAUAUUGUAAUUAAUCGGUUAAAUUCAAAUAAUACAGAUAAUAUACCUAAGAAAUUUCGGAAUAAAGUUAAUUUUGGUAUUUCUGAUCAGUCAGUUAAUCCUAUUGCAUCUUUAUCAGGUAUUAAUUUAACAUCAAAUGGGUUACCUUUAACAAGUAAUCUUUAUGAAAAAUCAUAUAUGAAUUCUAGAAUCUGGUCAAUGAAUCCACUUAAUGAUAUUAAAAAUACGAAUACUCAGAUAUUGUCAAAAGCGAAUUUGCAAAAAGUACAGCCACUUAAUGCUUUUACUAAUACAUCAUUUGAUUUAGAAGUUUCUAAUCUACAAAAUGAUAUUAAUGUUAUGAUGCAAGACUUGAAUCUUAAUAUGACUAAUAAACAAUCUAAGAAUAGUGAAUGGGCGAGUAAAAAAGGGUUUAAGAAUGUGUCAUGAAAACAAACAUGAAUUAAAUUAGUUAUUUAAUACUAUUUAUUAAAAA
Messenger RNA from Pneumocystis carinii B80, 1834 nucleotides. RefSeq lists its product as hypothetical. NCBI's taxonomy places the organism in Eukaryota, Fungi, Ascomycota, Pneumocystomycetes, Pneumocystales, Pneumocystaceae. The transcript is spliced from 4 exons. Gene Ontology annotation, molecular function: mRNA binding. The record is from RefSeq and is a predicted model, not a curated record. Bases 46 to 1788 code for a protein of 580 amino acids. Gene Ontology annotation, cellular component: nucleus; cytoplasm.